Pogoniulus pusillus (Red-fronted tinkerbird) is the source of this 3265-nucleotide messenger RNA. RefSeq names its product syntaphilin (gene SNPH). Gene Ontology annotation, biological process: neuron differentiation. NCBI's taxonomy places the organism in Eukaryota, Metazoa, Chordata, Aves, Piciformes, Lybiidae. The transcript is spliced from 5 exons. The coding region runs from base 104 to 1624 and encodes 506 amino acids. Gene Ontology annotation, cellular component: cytoplasmic microtubule; mitochondrion. The record is from RefSeq and is a predicted model, not a curated record.
CCCCCCGCCCCUUCCCCUUUCCCUCAACCCCAUCUCCCCCAGCCCGGGACAUCGGUGGGACCCCCUCACCUUGCGCAGUGCCCCGCAGCCAGGACCCGCGGCCAUGUCCCUGCCGGGGAGCAGACGCUCGUCCACGGGAUCGCGAAGUCGCGGGCUUUAUGGACGGAGUGGCUUUGCCUCCUUCUUUAAGUCUUCAGCGCCCUCAGCCACUCGGCCUGAGACACAGCCUCUUCUCCCUGCCUCCAGGCGCCCCUCGCCCCCCGGGAGGGACACCUACGGCACCUCCUCGCUGAGCAGCAGCAGCAAUUCUGGCUCCUACAAGGGCAGCGACAGCAGCCCCACCCCAAGGCGCUCGUCCAAGUACAACCUCUGCAGUGACAACCAUGGGAUAAAGCCACCAACACCAGAGCAGUACCUGACACCUCUGCAGCAGAAGGAGGUCUGCAUCAGGCACCUGAAGGCUCGCCUGAAGGACACGCAGGAGCGGCUGCAGGACAGGGAUGCUGAGAUCGAGGACCUGAAGACGCAGCUGUCGCGGAUGCAGGAGGACUGGAUCGAGGAGGAGUGCCACCGCGUGGAGGCACAGCUGGCGCUGAAGGAAGCCCGCAAGGAGAUCAAGCAGCUGAAGCAGGUGAUCGACACGGUGAAGAACAACCUGCUGGAGAAGGACAAAGGGCUCCAGAAGUACUUUGUGGACAUCAACAUCCAGAACAAGAAGCUGGAGACGCUGCUGCACAGCAUGGAGGUGGCACAGAACGGGGCACUGAAAGAGGAGGGGGCCGGCGAGUCUGCCGGGGGCUCUCCUGCCCGGUCCCUCACCCGCAGCUCCACCUACACCAAGCUGAGCGACCAAGGGGCCGGGGACCGCAACGUGGGGGGCUCGCAGACCAUCUCGCUGGACGAGGGGGCCGACAGCGGCUUCGUGGGGGCAGAGGAGGCUCCGGGCCACACGGACCCGCUGGAAGUUGGGGGGGAGCCUGGCACCCGCCUCCCCCCUAGCUCCAGCACCUACGAGAAGCUGCUGGGGCUGCGGGGCAGCGCGGAGGCAGGGGUGCAGGCCAGCUGCAUGCAGGAGCGAGCCAUCCAGACGGACUUCCUGCCCUGCCAGCCCGACCUGGACACCAUCCUGGAGAAGGUGAUGAAGUCGCAGGCUUGCAGCCUGGGCAGCCCCACCUCGGCUUGGGUGUCCGAAAUGGAAGACGUGAUGCCCGGCCCCGAGCUCUCCAACCCCGCCGGCACCACGGACCUGCUGCCCGUCGAGGCGGCGGCGGCGAGCGCCGAGGGGGGCGGCAGCUGCAAGCCGGCGGUGCGGCAGCCGCCCAGCGCCAACCCCUCGGUGAGCAUCGCUUGCGUGGCGGAGGAGGAGACGGCAGAGGCCGCCGGCGGCUGCGACACCAACCCUGCCAAGAGCUACUGGAGCCGCCACUUCAUCGUGGAUCUGCUGGCGGUGGUGGUGCCAGCCGUGCCCACGGUGGCCUGGCUGUGCCGCUCGCAGCGCCGGCAGGGGCAGCCCAUCUACAACAUCAGCUCGCUGCUGCGGGGCUGCUGCACCGUCGCCCUCCACUCCAUCCGCAGGAUGGGCUGUCGCCCUGUUGCCAGCCCGGGGGGCACUGCCCAGCCCUGACACCCCCUCCGCUCCGCUUCCCCCGACACCCGCCCUGGGCACCCCCACCACGGACCCGACCGGCUGAUUGUAAAGCCCUGGCGUGGCCCUGCCCUCCUGGGGUCCUUCGGUGGCUUGUUGUGGGUGGGAAGGGGACUCGGGCCGGGGGUGGUGCUUUGCAGUGUGCUGUGUGUCCCCCCCGCUGCUCCUUCGUGCUGGAGCAGGGCAAGGACCAUUGCUGGAGGGGAGCUGCCAAGUGGCAGUGUGGAAGGUGGCACCACCAUGCACCAACCCCCUGCCCAAUGGACACGCUGGCUGCAGGGGGGCUGUGUGGCAGCACCCCCCCGGAAGGGCUCUCCACUGCACUCACUUUUUGGUUGUCCUGGCCCUACCUGGCGUCAGGAAGAGCCCCAGGGGACACCUCCCUCCCUGCCACCUGCCCCGGGAUGUGUUUCUUGCUCCAGCUGCGGGUGGCACCAGGAUGCCAACAAAGUCUGGCUGUGGGUGGGAGGAUGGAGGAACCCACCCGGACACUGGCACCAGCUCUGGACUGGUCUGGGAGGUUGUGGAAGAGCACAGGGCAUCUGCUGAGCCGUUUUGGUGGCCCUCCCUCUGGCUCUGCCGAGGUGGUGCCACGGCUGGCCCCUGCUCAGCUCCUCUUCGUGCCACCCCUCUCUGGGCCCGGGGUGGCAGUGGGUGCUGCAGGCGUGGCCUGGUCGCCCCCUCCCUCUGCUUUGCACUAGAUUCACUUUUAUUUUGGGGUACAGACUGGAGCCUGCUUGUUGGGGGGGGACGACAAGGUGGUAGAGGAGGAACCCCCAGCCCUGAUUCUGGACACCAUGGAGUGAGAGUGGGGUGGGGAUGAGUCAGAGUGGGGGGGAUGCUCUCCUGGUGAUUCUGGGGUGGCACCACACCAGGCUGGAGCUCAGUGCUGCUUGUGCCAGCUGGGUGCAGGCAGAGCUGCAGACCUUUAGCUGCUGCCCCCCACCCCCAGCCCAGUCCAGCCCAGUCCCCACUUUACUGGUGGCCUCCAGAACAACAAAAAUGCCUUUUGCCUCCCCCCCGCCCCCUCCCCACCUCUUGAAAAUAAUCAAAGACAGCAAAAGGAUUGCUCAGGGGGGGGCUGGAGUGGGGCACAAGUCCCCCCCCCACCCCCCCCACGAAUGUCUGUGGCUUCUUCGUGACUUGAACUUCAACAGUGUUUUGUAUCCCCCCCCCCACACGCACCCCCAACCCCUCUCCCACCACCCAUGGGUGCUGGGUGGGGGUAGGGUGGCAGCACCUUGGGGAUGCUGGGCUGAUGUUUUAAGGGGAGUGAGUGGGGGUUGGGGGGGAUGUGAGGCAGGGGGGGAGCUGGGCUACAUUACCCCAACCCCCCCCUCACCCCAAACCCCCCCCUCCCACCACCACCACCACCGUGUGCAAUGUGUUCGUGGAGCUGUGUAGACCUCUGUGAGCCCCUCCAAAGCUUUGGCCAAGAAAUAAAUGGAAGCAGAGAAGAGAAAAACAACAACAAAAGACAAAAGCCAGAGAAUAUAUUUUUAAAUACAGAACUGGACCAGCUGUAGCCUCCCUCCCCACCCCCCCACCCCCCCAAACCUCCCCUCCUGUACUCGUUGUCUGUGGUGGAUGUCUAAUAAACGUCGCUGGGUCUGUGUCUGC